Messenger RNA from Pollicipes pollicipes, 672 nucleotides. Its product is annotated as selenoprotein M-like. Gene Ontology annotation, molecular function: oxidoreductase activity. The transcript is spliced from 4 exons. Gene Ontology annotation, cellular component: endoplasmic reticulum lumen. NCBI's taxonomy places the organism in Eukaryota, Metazoa, Arthropoda, Thecostraca, Pollicipedomorpha, Pollicipedidae. The record is from RefSeq and is a predicted model, not a curated record.
CGCCGGUUCUUGGGUUGUCGGCCGCAGGGUCCAUUGUAAAUCAUACUUAGAAGGUACAACAGCUCGUUUAAGCAGUUUGUGAGCCGGCGCCCGACCGGAGCGGCGCCAAGAUGCGCGCCCUGGCCACACUCCUGCUGGUCGCCGCCGUCGCCGCCGCUGGGGCCGACGGCGAGGCCGAGGAGCCCGUCGACAAGAGCGUCUUUAAGGCUCGCAUCGAGAGCUGCGGAGGAUGACGUUUGAAUCGGCUCCCCGAGGUGAAGAAAUUCAUCUACGAGGACAUCCCUUUCUUUCACAACGUCAUCUUCAAAGCGGUGCCCGGUGCGCCGCCUGAAGUCGUUUUGCUCAACAGACUGGACCAGGAAGUGGAGCGGAUCGACCUCUCCAAGCUCAACCGCAAGGAGUGCAACGCACUGCUGGUGAAGAAGGGCUUUUUCCGGCGCAAGAGCCGCUCGGACGAGGUGCCCGAAGAGUACCAGGAGGGGCCGUACGCGCCGCACGAGGAACUGUGAACGGCGCGCGCUGAGCGGCCGCCGGGCCGGACCGGCCGCGCCCGUCCGCUGUCGCCGCCCGAUGACGCCCCGCCCUCAAAGGCAGCCGCCUGGGACGGGGCCGAUGCUGCGGCGGCGCGGGCGAGGGUCGGUCGGGCCAGUCCGGCGCCCCGCGACGGGAAGA